CCCUCGUGUCAAUUUUUUUCACAAAGUAUAGUAUAGUUAUAAAUUUUAUAUAAAUUUUCCGAAAGAUGUUGACGACGGAUCAAGAGGAUAUUGUGCAUUUUAUUGCACCAGUAAUCCAGCAUAAUGCAUUCGGAUGGGGGCCUUGUGAAAUGCCCGAUCAAUUUAAAGACAUGCCAUAUCAACCAUUCAGUAAAGGAGACAGAUUGGGAAAAAUAAGCGACUGGACUGGUUCUUCAUUUCAAGACAAAAAAUAUGCCAAUAAAUACGCUUCUGCGUUUGGCAGUGGAACACAAUAUGCUUAUUAUCAUGACGAAGAUGAAUCAACCUUCCAUUUGGUUGAUAGCACUCGAGUUCAGAAGCCACCAUACCAACGAGGACGUUUUAAAGCAACCAGAGGAAACCGUGGUGGUCGCGGUGGGCGUGGUGGCCAACAAGGAAUGACUGCUUUAGGAAAGUCUUUGAAGAUGAAAGAAAGAGAUCGCAAAGGAAUUGCUAAAAAAUGGGGUCAAAGAGGAGCUCCUCAAAAAAUACGUGAUGCUUCAGUUACGGUCCGUCCAGAUUGGAUAACAAUUGAGGAAAUGGAUUUUCCACGGUUAGCAAAGUUGUCAUUACCAAAUGUUGGAGAAGGAGAAGACAUUAUAUGCUGUGGUACUUUGGAAUAUUACGAUAAGAGCUAUGAUCGAGUCAAUGUGAAGAAUGAAAAGCCUUUACAGCGUGUUGAUAGAAUAUUUCAUACUGUAACAACAAUUGAUGAUCCAGUUAUUCGCAAGCUAUCCAAAACUGUUGGAACAGUUUAUGCCACAGAUGCUAUUUUGGCAGCUAUAAUGUGUUGCACUCGAUCAAAUUAUUCUUGGGAUAUUGUCAUUGAGAAAAUUGGUGACAAGCUCUUCAUGGAUAAGCGUGAUAAUACUGAGUUUGAUUUACUUACUGUAAAUGAGACAUCUGUUGAACCACCUCAAGAUGAUGGUAGUCCUUUGAAUAGCCCUAGGAAUUUAGCACUAGAAGCUACUUUUAUCAAUCACAACUUUAGCCAACAGGUGUUGAGAACCGGGCCAUCUGAACCUCGUCAUAAAUUUCCAGAGCCAAACCCAUUUGUUUCAGAUGAAGAAGAAGGUGAAGUUGCUAGUGUUGCUUAUCGUUACCGUAAAUGGGAUUUAAAUAAUGGUGUAGUCCUGGUAGCUCGUUGUGAACAUGAUGCAGUUGUUCAAUCACCCUCAGGUGAACUACAAUUUUUGAGCAUCAAAGCUUUGAAUGAAUGGGAUAGUAAGUUAGCAAAUGGAGUGGAAUGGAGGCAAAAAUUAGAUACACAAAGAGGAGCCGUGUUGGCAAAUGAACUGAGAAAUAAUGCUUGCAAGCUUGCUAAAUGGACUGUCCAAGCUCUUUUAGCUGGCUCUGAUCAUAUUAAGUUUGGUUAUGUGUCCCGAGCCCAAGUCCGUGACAGUUCCAGGCAUGUUAUUCUAGGAACCCAGCAAUACAAGCCUAAUGAGUUUGCCGCUCAAAUCAAUUUAUCUAUGGAUAAUGCUUGGGGAAUCUUGAGAUGCAUUAUAGAUAUUUGCAUGAAACAAAAAGAUGGAAAAUAUUUGAUCAUGAAAGAUCCAAAUAAGCCAAUGAUUCGUCUUUAUGAUAUCCCUGAUAAUACUUUUGAAUCAGAGGGUUCUGAGAGUGAAGAGAACGAAAUUUAACUAUUACUCUAUAAAAUAUACUUUCCAGGAGAAUGUAAAUAUGUAUUUAAUUCAAUUUAUAACAUUUCGGAAAUGUAUUUGGAAUAAAAA
Messenger RNA from Ctenocephalides felis (cat flea), 1772 nucleotides. RefSeq names its product eukaryotic translation initiation factor 3 subunit D (gene eIF3d1). The record is from RefSeq and is a predicted model, not a curated record. The transcript is spliced from 9 exons. Gene Ontology annotation, cellular component: cytoplasm; eukaryotic translation initiation factor 3 complex. Gene Ontology annotation, molecular function: translation initiation factor activity. Lineage: Eukaryota; Metazoa; Arthropoda; Insecta; Siphonaptera; Pulicidae. The coding region runs from base 66 to 1682 and encodes 538 amino acids. Gene Ontology annotation, biological process: translational initiation.